Messenger RNA from Grosmannia clavigera kw1407, 1731 nucleotides. Its product is annotated as peroxisomal membrane protein. Gene Ontology annotation, molecular function: protein-macromolecule adaptor activity. The transcript has 3 exons. The coding region runs from base 1 to 1731 and encodes 576 amino acids. Gene Ontology annotation, cellular component: peroxisomal membrane. NCBI's taxonomy places the organism in Eukaryota, Fungi, Ascomycota, Sordariomycetes, Ophiostomatales, Ophiostomataceae. The record is from RefSeq and is a predicted model, not a curated record. Gene Ontology annotation, biological process: protein import into peroxisome membrane.
AUGCUUUCAGCGACACGGCGGUGGUUUCGCCACAACCGCACGCCGCUGGCAGUUGGCGUGGGCGUUGUGGGAGCCGGCUAUGUGGCCACGCAGUAUCUGUUGGCCAAGAUCAACGACGCGCGCGAGCGGAUGAGCAGCGACCGGAUAGCCAAAGAGAAUCUCCGCCGUCGAUUCGAGCAGAACCAAGAGGACUGCACAUUUACCGUUUUGGCACUCCUGCCGACGGUGACGACCAACGUGCUCGACGCGAUGAACACGGAGGGCAUCACGUACCAGAUCCAGCACACGAAGUCAGCAGCGGCGGUCGGGGUGGCACGAAGCGUGUACAGCGAGAGUGCGGCUUCGAUCAGCCCCAGCAUCGCGGACACGGUCCAGACCGAAGACGACGGCCGCAGCGUGGGCAUGGGCACGAGUGUGCAGAGCGAGAGCGGCGUGCACGCGAGCCAGGUAGCCAUGGCCGACGACAGCAGCAGCAGCGGCGCCGUGACGGCGCCCAAGCGCAAGACCAAGCGGCAGCUCUGGGAUGAGCUGACCAUCAGCUCGAUUACGCGGGCCUACACGCUCCUCUACACCGUCGGGCUGCUGGUCAUGAUCACGCGCAUCCAGCUCAACCUUCUCGGCCGUCGCAGCUAUCUGUCGAGCGUGGUCUCGCUCGCGACCGGCAGCGCCCAGGCCACCAUCAGCCUCGAGAACAACGACGACGACAGCCCGCAGAGCAGUCUCGGCGGCAGCUAUUUUGAGGUCAACCGCAAGUACCUCGCCUUUAGCUGGUGGCUGCUCAACCGCAGCUGGGCCGACAUCCAGUACCGCGUCGAGACGGCCGUCCGGGCUACUUUUGGUCAUCUGAGCCCACGUGACUUUGUCUCGCUCGAGAUCUUUGCCGAUCUGACACGCCAGGUUCGCCAGGCCGUCGAGCAGGGGCCGCUGCCACCGCCACCGCCCGCUGAUCCGGCUGCGACAUCUGCUCCGUCGUCUGCUUCCUUUGCCGCCACGUCGUCGCGCUGGCUGCCGCUGGUCCUGCCGCCACCCGGCCUGGAGGACUACGUGCUGCACGAGUCGGGCAUCCUGGCCGACAGCGCCACAGCCGCCACUUUUGGGCCGCCGGGUGUCGGCGAUGUCGGGACCGCUUCCGGGACGGUCGACAGCCGCGGUGACGGCACCACUGUUGCUGCGGCGGCUGCGGCUGCUGCUGAGGCGGCGGCCUUGCGCCGACUGCUCGACGAGACGGCCGACCUGGUGGACUCGCCGACAUUCUCACACGUGCUGACGCAGAUCCUCGAUGCCGGCUUCGCCACGCUGACGGAGCGCAAGAUCGCCCCGGCCGCCUUUGACCUGCCGCCCGACGGCGGCGAAGGCAGCAUGGAGCUGGUGCGCCUGCGCCACAACAAGACCGUCCAGCUGCCCAAGGUGCUGUCGGUGCUGACGCGCCAGGCUCACACCAUCGGCAGCGGCAUGCCGAACGAGUACCUGCAGGAGAUGGAGGCCGUGCGCGACCUCGAGGCCUUUGCCGCCGUAGUCUACUCGAGCAACUGGGAGAGUGAGAUCCGGGACGACGGGCUGGCCGCGGCUGCUGCGGCUGCUGCGGCUGCUGUGGCCGCCGAGGACGAUGCCUCUACAACGGCUGCGGCGACGGUGCCGGACCUGCUCGUGGAAGAGUCGUCGCUCGUCGUGGUGACGCCGGCGUUGAGCAGGCUGGAGAGCGCCUGGGAACGGGCCGUGGACCAGCCAUGA